GAAGACGCGGACAGAAGACCCGGACAGAAGACGCGGGUCGGCUAACCAAUGGGAGGGUUCGGCGGCCGGCGGGCGGGGGAGAAGGCAGUCUGGUUGCGGCCCUCACCGAAGAAGGACUUGUACUACCCUCUCCUCCAGCCCUUCUCCGCCUCCUCCUGCCAGGAUGUCGUCAGAUCGCAAAGCCGUCGUGAAGAACGCGGACAUGUCGGAGGAGAUGCAGCAAGACGCGGUGGACUGUGCAACGCAGGCCAUCGAGAAGUUCAACAUUGAAAAGGACAUCGCCGCCUACAUCAAGAAGGAGUUUGACAAGAAGUACAACCCCACGUGGCAUUGCAUCGUGGGGCGUAACUUCGGCAGCUACGUCACCCACGAGACCAAACACUUCAUCUACUUCUAUCUCGGCCAGGUGGCAAUACUGUUGUUCAAGAGUGGCUAAGUGAGCCCCCGACGCCCCUCCCCCGCCCCGACCCCAAGUCCGGGGCUGCGGGGGGGGCCACUACUAGAUGUAUAUUUCUCAAGCAGGCAGACAUCCCCCUCCCCCUCCCACCCAGACUAACACUGGUGACCAAUCAAAGUCGUAAGUCUGUUCAGGGCUGCCACCAAAUGCAUCUCGACAAGGCUCGUCCUAUCUCACUCGCUUUCUCACUAACGGAAGUCGCUCGCUCACCCUCCAGCUGCGGCACUCACUCAUUACUAGGCUCCUGUGCGUAGGUAACCAUCUUGUCCUGUCCCUUCGUUUCCUGGCACUACUGUGGAUGUGGGGCGCGUGGGGGCGUGUCUGUGGGAGGUGGAGUGGCGUGAAGGGGACACAGCUGGAGUGGUGUAUGUUAUUUAUGAUGUUCGUCAUGACUGCACAAGAACUUUUUCAUCCGGGAAUAUCCAUGAAUUUUUCCUAUUUGCGUACCUCUAUAGUGUAGGUAGUCUAUCCUCCUCUAUUCUCUCCUAUCCUCUCGUACUUCCUUUCAUCUUCCCCGCCUGUUCCUCUCGUCUCCUCGUCUGGUCUCACACUCAUGCAUUCGAAGCAAGACAUCCUCGGCAUUAGUCUUCGGCCGAUGCAUAAUCCUGCCUCUAGUUCUGUACUUAAAUAAGAGUCUAUUUGCUUGCGAUGGUUCUCUAGCUUGUAGUUCAUCUCCACUCAUCUCUGUAACACUAUUGUUGGUCUGUGUCACAUCUAGUAGUCUCAGUCUGGCCCGCCACACACCCUUACCCUCACCAGGCGUGGGCUCGCUCUCUCCCGCUGGCCAAGUCUCGUCCCAGCGCGUAAGAGCACACUACAAUUACCACUAUUCUGUUUUGUUACUCCGUUUCUUUUUUUUUACUUACUUACAUUGAGAGAAUUUUAUAUUUUCUGUUUAAAAAAAAAAUACUAAACAGAACGUGUACAAUUUACGUUAUUAUCUUUUUUUGUCUUGUUUGUUUUUGAUUCUUCUUUGUCAAUCAAGGAAAGUGUUGUUUCUGUGAUGUUCAAAAAAAGGUAAAUACAAUCUAUUUAUGUGU
Eriocheir sinensis (Chinese mitten crab) is the source of this 1497-nucleotide messenger RNA. Its product is annotated as dynein light chain 1, cytoplasmic. Gene Ontology annotation, molecular function: dynein light intermediate chain binding; dynein intermediate chain binding. Gene Ontology annotation, biological process: microtubule-based process; cilium assembly. The record is from RefSeq and is a predicted model, not a curated record. NCBI's taxonomy places the organism in Eukaryota, Metazoa, Arthropoda, Malacostraca, Decapoda, Varunidae. The coding region runs from base 164 to 436 and encodes 90 amino acids. Gene Ontology annotation, cellular component: cytoplasmic dynein complex. The transcript has 3 exons.